CUCAAAAAAAAAAAGCAUUUAAAUGAUUAAUUUUAUUUCUUUAAAAACAUUUGUAGCCAAAGGCCACGUUAGGAGCAAACGUGGCACUGUGGCAGAACUCAAACCGAUUUUAAACACGCAAAUACGCAGCCUCUACUUUCUCUCUCCUCAAAUUUCAUCUCAUCAUGGAAGAAUCGGCACCGCCGUCGGCAGCGCUCGAGCGCGUAAAGAAAGGAUUUGUGGCGUUUGGUGCUUCCUUGGAAGAAGGGUUCGGGUACGUGAGAGCCGCCGUGGUGGGUUUCACCAAAAAGCUGACGGCCAAGUCGGAGGAGGACGCCACCGCCGCCGACAUGCAGGCGGCCAAGAUGCAGGUCGCCGCCGCCGACCGCGCUGAGGAUAUCAAGAAGGGGCUUCAUCAUUAAUUAUGGGAUAUUUGUACAUAUUUCCAUCUAUCGUUCCUUUUAGUUUUAUGGAGUAUUUAAGUGAAUUAAUAAAGAAGUAUAUUUUAUGAGGGGGAAUUGUCUGUAAUUCAUAGUAACAUUUAUUCGAAAUUAGUUUUUGCUUCUAA
Molecule: messenger RNA, 547 nt
Organism: Salvia miltiorrhiza (redroot sage)
Lineage: Eukaryota; Viridiplantae; Streptophyta; Magnoliopsida; Lamiales; Lamiaceae
Exons: 2
Coding region: 165-401 (78 amino acids)
Source: RefSeq, a predicted model, not a curated record